AUGGCCGAAUGGCAUGAUUCAUCCUGCCGGCGUCUGGACGUCUUCACCAGCGACGGCAUCACCAGCUGCCUCAGCUGUGGCUCCAUGCAACUAGACAGCAAGGCACUCCCCUCGGAGCACGCAGAUGCUGACAAAGAUACCGUCUACCAGCCGCUGGAGUCUACAACAGAUAUUCGACUACUCACUCUGGAGCCUGGGGACUUCAACGACCCGAUCAAAUGCCGUCUAUCCCUCAGCAGCACGGCCAGCAUGAUCGACUACGACGCCAUCUCGUACACGUGGGCGAGCGAGGAUGGCGAGAUGGAGUGGACAGAGCGCCUUACCCUCAACUCACGGGAGUUUCUCGUGACGCCAAAUUGCAUGAUGGCAUUGAGGCGUGUCAGAAGCCGAGGGGCUGAGAAGGUCAUUUGGAUCGAUGCCAUCUGCAUGAAUCAGAAGGACGUUGAAGAAAGGGGCCACCAGGUACGGCUGAUGCCGCAGAUCUACUCCCGGGCACAGCACGUCCUCAUCUACGUUGGAGAACCUACCCCAGAGGAAGAGAGACUGAUUCGAUACCUACGAAACGACCCUAUUCCCGGGACGCCACGGCAGCGAUUGCAGCUAUCAUUGGAAACGCUGCUCAACAAGCGGUACUUCUCGCGGGCCUGGAUCCUCCAAGAAGUUGCGUUGGCUAGAAACGCCAUGUUGAUAUGCGGAAACUUUUCCAUGCCAUGGUCCAUGGUGCAAAUUCCCCGGCUAGCAGCAUUGGGUUUGCUCAUCAAUGUAGGAGAAGAACCCAGGCUGCUAAGCAUGCUUCAAUUGCCGUCAGUUCUGCAGUUCCGCGCGCCAGCUUACCGUGACUCAAGUGAUCUGCUUCAUCUUCUUGACUUGGCACGACACAGUCAUGCAACGGACCCAAGAGAUAAGCUUUUUGCAGUAUUCGGUCUCAUUUCUUGCGGCGACAGCGAUGGCAUUGUAGCAGACUAUACCAAGUCAACCAAGAAGGCAUAUAUGCAAAUGGCGGGAUGGAUCGCUCAAAGAUUCGGGCUGCCCGCCAUGCUUGUGAGGGCUUUCCACCUUGAUCAAUUCUUCAAUGAAGAAAAUGCGGUACGGCAUGCCACAAGCGAAUCAAUUCCCUCUUGGGCACCGAACUGGACGGAGACGCCGGCUCCAUGGUCUUGGCCAGAACUUGCAAAGAUUCAUCAAGCGUGCAGAGUUGGAUUGGCUCCUGCCGGUCUGCCAGUGAGUUUCAACUUGGCUGCCAACUCCUUGAGAUUUCCAAUAUUACGGUUGGGGAGGCUCGGCGACGUCAUCUACGAGUACGGCAGUCAAGCAAGGGCAAGCAACAGUAUCCCACGAGAUGCUUUCCAGCCAUGGACGUUUACGGCGCUUGAAACGUUUAAUGGGAUCAGGAUGUGCAGCCAACAAUUCAUUGACUUUCACUUCAACAAUCCACCCGUCCAAUCUGAGCACCAUCGGCUUGAGGUAUACCUUUUGCCCGAGCCCGACGAGUACAAAGGCUUCUCCUUUGAGCAAGUGGGCAGUGUGUCCGUCUGUGUCGACGCGAUUUCAUGUACGUGGAUUCAUGGUGAUCGUGAAGGGCGGAAAACCAUUGGUCGGUUCAACAGAUACGCACUCUGCGGCGAAGACUUGGGCUACGGCGAUGUUCGAGCACACGGGCUGUUGCACAUGAAUGGGCUCGCUCACGAAGGGGUUUGGAAGUCUGGUCACUUUGAAUACAUCGAUUUGGUUGCCGAUGAUACGGCCCCGUAUCCGGCCCUCAAUCCAGAGUUCAUCCGCUAG
Colletotrichum spaethianum is the source of this 1782-nucleotide messenger RNA. Its product is annotated as heterokaryon incompatibility protein 6, OR allele. The transcript has a single exon. Bases 1 to 1782 code for a protein of 593 amino acids. The record is from RefSeq and is a predicted model, not a curated record. NCBI's taxonomy places the organism in Eukaryota, Fungi, Ascomycota, Sordariomycetes, Glomerellales, Glomerellaceae.